This is a messenger RNA of Truncatella angustata, 1311 nucleotides long. RefSeq names its product RPAP1-like protein. Gene Ontology annotation, biological process: transcription by RNA polymerase II. Gene Ontology annotation, cellular component: nucleus. The record is from RefSeq and is a predicted model, not a curated record. The coding region runs from base 1 to 1311 and encodes 436 amino acids. NCBI's taxonomy places the organism in Eukaryota, Fungi, Ascomycota, Sordariomycetes, Amphisphaeriales, Sporocadaceae. The transcript has 2 exons.
AUGGAUUCCCCACUGCUGGUCUCCGACGUCAAGGAGAAAAAGGCCAACUCGCCGCAGGCCCCGACUUUCCCCCAGAUCAGCUCCAGCUCAUCAGGAUUCCCCCAACACAAGAAGCGCACCCGGAUAUCUGCUUUCAAGCAGCAACAGCAGCAGCAACAGCGGGAGCCCACCAGCAACCAUGAAGCAGCACAGCGAGGUCCGCCGAGCGGCACCCAACCGCGUGCCCCCACGUUGAGCGAGAAACAAAAAAUAGACCGGGAGAACAAGGAGAAGAUCGCAAGCAUGUCGUCCACAGAAAUAGAGGAGGCGCAAUCAGAGUUGUUCGGCGGCCUGGACCCCAAGACCCUGGAGAUGCUCCUGAGGCGCGCAAACCUCGACGAGAAGAACGGCCCUUCGCCCUUCGACCAAGACACCGAGACGUCCCCGCCAGCAGCACAAGCCCAAGACACCUCUGACCCGGCACCCGAGACCUCGCAGCCCCCAAAAUCCUCGAGCGCGCCCAGGAAAGUCCACUUCGAAGACGUGCCCGACGAGGACGACCCCGUCCCCAUACCCGCCCCGGCGCCCACAGCGAGGGAAUUCUCGACACAAGCCGAGCCCCAUGCCGACGCAGGCGACGCCGAACCGCCCUCGGUGCCGUCCGACCACGUCCACACGGAGGAGUGCGCGUCGAGCGGCACGCACACGCACUGGCCGCACGCGCCCUCCGCGCCCGAGCUCGACCCGGCCGACCCGAACUUCCUGGCCUCGUUGCACGACAAGUACUUCCCGCACCUGCCGGCCGACCCGAGCAAGCUGGCCUGGAUGGCGCCGAUACCGACAGCCAACUCGCCGGCGGACCUGGACUCGCCGUACCACCCGACGCAGUCCAGCAUCCCUGUGUCGCAGCUGCGCUUCGACUUCCGCGGCGCCCUGCUGCCGCCCCGGAUCGCGCGCGCCGUCCCCACGACCCGGGGUCUGCACCACCACGGCGAGGCGCCCGAGGCCGCGGGCUACACGAUUAAGGAGCUGGCGCGGCUGGCGCGCAGCGCCGUCGCCGGCCAGCGGUGCAUCGCGUACCAGACGCUGGGCCGCAUCCUGUACCGGCUGGGCCACGGCAACUACGGCAGCCGCGGCGACGCGCUGGCGGACGGCGUCUGGAACUCGGUGGUCGAGGGCAACGUCAUGCAGAGCCUGUACGAGGAGGCCGGCGUAGACCCCGAUGCCCCGCCCGCGGGCAGGGGACAUCGCAGCGCGCAUGCGUUCGCGGUCGAGGCGAUAUGGUUAUUUGAGAAAGGCGGCUGGGCUGAGACGAUACGGAAGGACAAGUGA